AUGAAGCGCAAGGCGGAUGAGUACCGCGAACUGCAGCAAGGAAGCAUGUCAGUUGAAGAGUACACCUACCAGUUCAUAGAGCUGGCCCGCUAUGCACCCGAGGAAGUGGAUAAGGAUGAAAAGAAGCAGGACAUGUUCAAGAAAGGAUUGAGCCCAAAACUCCGGACCUUGCUUACCUCUCAGAUAUACCCGGACUUCAAUACUCUAAUGAACAUGGCCAUUCUUACAGAAAGGGCCAAAGCAGAACAGAGGAAGGAAAACAAACGCAAGUUCCUGGAAAGUCUGUCGGCCAGUCGGACGGCGUCUGAUGUUGGGGGCCGGACAGCGGAUGAGCCGGCAGUCGAGUCUAUAAGGACUCGGAAGCGGGGCGCCGCUUCAGCUGGUAGUAGUGACUGGUGA
Panicum virgatum (switchgrass) is the source of this 399-nucleotide messenger RNA. RefSeq lists its product as uncharacterized. NCBI's taxonomy places the organism in Eukaryota, Viridiplantae, Streptophyta, Magnoliopsida, Poales, Poaceae. The coding region runs from base 1 to 399 and encodes 132 amino acids. The transcript is spliced from 2 exons. The record is from RefSeq and is a predicted model, not a curated record.